Quercus robur (English oak) is the source of this 2006-nucleotide messenger RNA. RefSeq names its product lycopene epsilon cyclase, chloroplastic. The coding region runs from base 167 to 1768 and encodes 533 amino acids. Lineage: Eukaryota; Viridiplantae; Streptophyta; Magnoliopsida; Fagales; Fagaceae. The record is from RefSeq and is a predicted model, not a curated record. The transcript is spliced from 11 exons. Gene Ontology annotation, molecular function: oxidoreductase activity, acting on paired donors, with incorporation or reduction of molecular oxygen. Gene Ontology annotation, biological process: carotenoid biosynthetic process.
GAGAAAAAAGAGUGUCAGACUCAGAGAGACUCUGCUCUUUGCUAUUUCGAUUCUUCACUCUCAUAAAACUACUCAACCCCAACAAAUCUUUUCUUAAAAAACAGAGCUUAAAUGCCGGGCUCUUGAAGAAACAGAGAGAGAGAAAAAAAAAAGAAGGAAAUCAAAGAUGGAGUGUGUUGGACUUGGAGCUCGGAACUUUGCGGCAAUGGGGGUGUCGUUUUGGCCUACUUUUCCGUCGCAGAGAAUCACGCUAAGUAGAAAACAAGGCCCAUUUCGUCGGUGUGGUUUGUGCCGGCAUUAUAUGAGAGUCAGAGCGGCCAGUACAGGGAGUGAGAGAUGUGUGGCUGUGAAUUUCAAAGAAGGUUUUGCUGAUAAGGAAGAUUAUGUAAAAGGUGGUGGGUCCGAGCUCCUCUUUGUACAAAUGCAGCAAAACAAGCUCAUGGAUAAGCAAUCUAAACUCGCUGAUAAGUUAGCACCUAUUUCUGUUGGGGAGAAUGUACUGGAUUUGGUCGUGAUUGGUUGCGGUCCAGCUGGGCUUGCUCUGGCUGCAGAGUCAGCCAAGUUAGGACUCAAAGUUGGACUCAUUGGUCCAGACCUCCCUUUUACGAAUAAUUAUGGCGUGUGGGAGGAUGAAUUUAAAGAUCUUGGACUUGAAGGGUGUAUUGAGCACGUUUGGCAGGAUACAAUUUUAUAUCUUGAUGACAAUGAUCCCAUUCUGAUUGGUCGUGCCUAUGGACGUGUAAGUCGACAUUUGCUCCAUGAGGAGUUGUUAAGAAGGUGUGUCGAGUCAGGUGUUUCAUAUCUUAGCUCCAGAGUGGAAAGGAUUUCUGAAGCUAGUAAUGGCCACAGUCUUGUAGCCUGUGAACACGAUAUUGUUGUUCCCUGCAGGCUUGCUACUGUUGCGUCAGGAGCAGCAUCAGGGAAAUUGUUGCAGUAUGAGGUGGGUGGUCCAAAGGUGUCUGUCCAAACAGCUUACGGUGUGGAGGUUGAGGUGGAAAAUAAUCCAUAUGAUCCCAGCCUCAUGGUUUUCAUGGACUAUAGGGACUACAUGAAACAAAAAGUUCCAUGUUUAGAAGCAGAAUAUCCAACAUUUCUUUAUGCCAUGCCCAUGUCUCCAACAAAAGUGUUCUUUGAGGAAACUUGUCUGGCUUCAAAAGAAGCUAUGCCUUUCGGUUUGUUGAAGAAAAAACUCUUUUCAAGGUUACAGACAAUGGGGAUCCGAAUUAUAAAAACUUAUGAAGAGGAAUGGUCUUAUAUCCCAGUUGGUGGAUCCUUACCAAAUACAGAGCAAAAGAACCUUGCAUUUGGUGCUGCUGCCAGCAUGGUGCAUCCAGCCACAGGUUAUUCUGUUGUGAGAUCUUUGUCAGAAGCUCCCAAAUAUGCUUCUGUAAUUGCAAAUAUUUUGAAGCAGGCUCAUUCUAAGGAUACUCUUACUCGUAUAAAAUCUACUGAGAAUAUCUCGAUGCAAGCGUGGAACUCCCUUUGGCCACAAGAAAGAAAACGCCAAAGGGCAUUCUUUCUCUUUGGAUUAGCGCUGAUUCUGCAACUGGAUAUUGAGGGCAUUAGGACAUUCUUUCAUACUUUCUUCCGCUUACCCAAUUGGAUGUGGCAGGGAUUUCUUGGCUCCACUCUCUCCUCAGCAGACCUGGCAUUGUUUGCCUUAUAUAUGUUUGUUAUAGCACCAAAUGAUCUGAGAAUGUCCCUUGUCAGACAUCUUCUUUCUGAUCCCACUGGAGCAACCAUGAUAAGAACCUAUCUUACAGUAUAGUUUGUAUCCUCUUAUUUUUUUCCCUUUGUUAGGUCUGUUAAAGAAAGCAAUUUAGACAACACUAGGAGCCUACCCACUUUUGAUAAAUACUAGGUAUUUGUAUAUACAUACACCUGUGUCUAUCCUAUCCUACCUCCUCUAGUCUGAGCACGAUGAUGUGGUUGUUGGUUACUUUGUACCCAAGAUGCACAUGUUGGAUUUUUGUGCUUUUUGUUCAUGAAAGUAGAGUUACAAUCUC